GCAAUCGAAACUGAAUUUUUCAUUGAACGGUGGCCAAAGGAAAAAAAAGGUCAAGAAAAGUAGACAAUAUCCGCAUUACAAGUAAAAUACGUCGAAAUAUGUGUUUUAAAUAUAAAUUAUCAUUUUUCGCAUCAAAAUGAGUGAAUUUUCAUUCAAAAAUGUACAAAUAAGAGUGAAUAUUGAAUAAAGUGCGCCAAACAAACAAAAAACCAAAAAAAUUAAGAGUGACUGAACUGAUUGAUACUGACAGAAAUAUGUCUGAAUUAUUAGAAUUACAUCAAUUGGUCGACUCAGAUGCCGAAUCACAUCAAAUUCGACGAUCAAAAAUGCAUGAACUGAUGCACAGUUGUUACUCAUGCUCAUUUUUAGGUAUUUUACUUGCAACAUUGUCUUCAUUCUUCUUUUCUCUGUGCUCGGUCAUCGUAAAAGAACUCGUCGAUAUAAAUCCAGUUGAAUUGGCUUCAUUUCGAUUCAUCGGUGUGCUAUUGCCGUCUAUUCCAAUUUUGGUCUAUAAACAAGAAGAUGUCUUCCCAAGUGGCAAACGAACGAUCCUACUUUUGCGGUGUUUUGUUGGCACAACGGGAUUAAUACUUAGCUUUUAUGCAUUCAGACACAUGCCAUUGGCAGAUGCAUCCGUCAUUAUUUUUUCGACCCCUGUAUUUGUCGCAAUUUUUGCGAAUCUAUUUCUCAAAGAGCCAUGUGGACUAUUCAAUGCAUUUACAAUCUUAUUGACUUUAUUCGGUGUGGUGUUAAUAACACGACCAUCGAUGAUAUUUGGUGACACCAUGUCCGGUUUCACAGAUGAACUCUUCAUUGAUGACGAACACGAUAAUAUGUGGGGUGCAGUUGCAGCGAUUGCAUCAACCUUGUUUGGAGCCAAUGCCUAUGUUACAUUGCGUGCAUUAAAAGGAAUUCAUUAUUCAGUGAUUAUGAGCAAUUUUGGAGCUUUUGGAAUACUUUACACAGUGAUUGUAUGUUGGUUUAUGAACGUACUUUGUAUGCCUUAUUGUAAUUCAGAUCGAUGGAUGGUUGUUGCGCUUGGUGCAUUUAGUUUUUUGGGCCAAAUUUUACUCACGAUAUCAUUGCAAUUGGAAGAAGCUGGACCAGUUGCGAUUGCACGAUCAGCCGAUAUUGUGUUUGCAUUCUUUUGGCAAACAUUAUUCUUCAAAGAGAUUCCAAAUGGUUAUUCGAUUGUUGGAGCUAUCAUUGUAACCACAUCAGUCAUUUUGACCGGAUUGAAAAGAUGGUCACAAACAUUACCAAGAGAAUCAAUGAUGCGAAAACGAUUGAGAUACAUUUUGCUUGAAGUUUGGAUUUAGUGUAACAUAAUGGAAUCAGUUGAACAAUGAAAAGGAGCACACAUCGCCAAAAUCACAAAUAUACAUAUACAUAUAUCGACACAAUCUAGUAUAGCGAUGAUACGCAUUAAAUAUAGGAAAGAACCAUGGAAUUGAAUACAAUCUCAUUUGACUGACCUUUUUAAGACAUUUAACCAAUUCUGCGCUGAAAAAUAUUUUACCUUUUUUAAGAUCAAUCAUUUCUAGUCAAACUUACACAUUUCUAGUCAAAAAUGUAUGUUUUUUAGCCAAAUGAAAUUUGCGCCCCAUAUACAUGUAAGAAAUUAUGUUUGAAUUUUGUUUUCAAAUUUCAUGAAUUGAGCUUAGUGAACAUCCAUACGUAUCCAUUACGUAUGGUUUUCACAUUCUUCUUCCUUUAAUGGAAUUCUAGUCACUUUGAACGUUGAAUGAAAAAUCCAUCUAUGAAUUUAAUGGACAUUUUUUUGCUUUCCUAAAUAUAGAAUACUAUCAUGAAAUAUCCUUGUUUUGCCAUGCAGAUGUUUUCCUAUGUA
Molecule: messenger RNA, 1849 nt
Organism: Contarinia nasturtii (swede midge)
Lineage: Eukaryota; Metazoa; Arthropoda; Insecta; Diptera; Cecidomyiidae
Product: solute carrier family 35 member G1
Exons: 2
Coding region: 255-1319 (354 amino acids)
Cellular component (GO): membrane
Source: RefSeq, a predicted model, not a curated record